AUGAGCUCAGCACAAGCCAAGGGUGCAAACGCCCCAGACGAUGACGAAGAAGACGACUACAUGAACAUGAGCUUCGCAGAGCCGGAGCCCACAAAGGAGACAUCCAUCCAGCGGAUACAAAGACUGAAGCGAGAGUCCCGGGCCCGCGGGAUGAUCAAGUCCAAGGCGGAGCGUGAGGCGGACGAGGCGGCAGCACGGGAGAAGGCGCUGUCGACAUCGUUGCUCGACGACCCGCGGGCCAAGAAGAGCAAAGGUCUGGCCAUGAUGGCCAAGAUGGGCUUCUCGGGGGGCUCUCUGGGCGCUCAGAAGCCUUCGGUUGAGCAAGGCCGGACGGAGCCCAUCCACGUGAACAUCAAGGAGGACAGGGGAGGCAUAGGGCUCGACAGCGAGAGGAAGCGCAAGAUGCGCGAGGCGGCGGAGGAGCAGGAAUCGUCCGGCGGCAUCAAGGUGGCCAAGAUCGACCCGCUGGAGUACCGGGAUCGCGUGAGGCGAGAGCGCGAGGAGGCAAGGCACGAGAAGCAGUUUUACGCGGCGCAGAGGAUGGCAGAGCGUCUAGACGACAAGCAGGACUCGCAGGACUCUGAAGAUCAUUCGGAUGACGACGACGACAACGAGAAGAAAGAAGGGGAGGAGAAGAAGAAGGAGAAGCGCCGGCCCUUGGACUCGCGGCCGCUGAAGUCGAUACCCGUCAUAUAUCGGGGCCUUGUACGCCACCGCGCCGAGCAGGAGCGCGAACGACGCAUGAGGCGUGACCUGGAGCAGUCGCUCUCGCGGCUGCCCACAUACGACGACGAUGACGAGGACAACGACGACAAGAGGGCCCUAGGGAAGGACAGGGUCGUCUAUGUCGAGACGGAGGAGCUCGAGGACGAGGAUGAGGAGCUGGACGAGUUCAACGCGCUGAGCUUCGCAGAGAGGCUAGGCAGGGUGCUGGACUAUCUGCGUUCUAGUCACCAGUACUGCUUCUGGUGUAAGGCUGGAUAUCCUGAUGGAGAGAUGGAUGGCUGUCCGGGCUUGACGGAGGAGGAUCACGAUUGA
Messenger RNA from Geosmithia morbida, 1038 nucleotides. RefSeq names its product G patch. The record is from RefSeq and is a predicted model, not a curated record. Bases 1 to 1038 code for a protein of 345 amino acids. NCBI's taxonomy places the organism in Eukaryota, Fungi, Ascomycota, Sordariomycetes, Hypocreales, Bionectriaceae. Gene Ontology annotation, molecular function: nucleic acid binding. The transcript has a single exon. Gene Ontology annotation, cellular component: kinetochore.